Molecule: messenger RNA, 3646 nt
Organism: Chlamydomonas reinhardtii
Lineage: Eukaryota; Viridiplantae; Chlorophyta; Chlorophyceae; Chlamydomonadales; Chlamydomonadaceae
Exons: 10
Coding region: 192-2096 (634 amino acids)
Cellular component (GO): chloroplast envelope
Source: RefSeq, a predicted model, not a curated record
GGCAACCAGGCUCGCAUGGCCAGGCCACAAGGCCAGGGACAGUCUGCCGAGCUUGCGCAUGUCCCGCUGCACGCGAAAUUGGCGCUGUCGUCUUUCUUGUAUCUAUAUACGAUAUGAAAUGCUAACAGAACUAGGCGCCGCGAACCCCGCUGGUCAAUAACCAGAAUCGAGUGAGCGUCGCGGCGGGGAGAAUGCCUCCGAAAGCGGCCGAAGUGGCGGAGCCGCCUUCAAGAUGGGAGAAAUUCAGGUUAUUCAUCAUCAAGAACUUUCUGCCGCUAGCGUUCUUAAUCGCGCUCACAUGGGCGCUGGCGUGGCCGGUGCCGGGGCGCUACCUGGCCGAGAUCACGGUGCUGGGCAAUGUGAAGAUCAUGCAGGUUGUGCCCAUGGCUGUUGUGUUCUUGAUCACGGGUCUGCAACUGGACACAGCCGCAAUGAAGCGAGCACUGGCGCUGCGAAACGCGCCGUCCAUCGUGUACGGUUUCCUGGCCAUUUUGCUCAUCACGCCCUGCCUGGGGUUCUUGUUCCUGGAGAUUCCGCUCAGGCCCUACGAGUUCUCGAUAGGCCUGACCGUCUUCUGUGUGGCUCCCACCACGCUGGGAGUGGGUGUGGCGCUGACGGUGGCGUGUGGCGGCAAUGACGCGGUGGCGCUGCUGCUGACCGUGGGCACGAACGCGCUCGCGGUGGUGACCAUGCCGCCCGAGCUGCGGCUGCUGCUGCACGGCGUCCAGGACCCCAACCCCGUGACCGCCUCGCCGCCGCUGCCGCCCGCGCCCUCGCCGCUCGGGGCCUACAGCAACGGAACCGGCGGCAGCGCCUGGCCGCCUCCGCCGCCGUCGCCGCCGCCGGGCUCAGCAGAGGACCAGAGCUUCAACAUGGCAGUCAGCAUCACGGACCUUUUGAUCAAGCUGGCCAUCACGGUGCUGGUUCCCUUCAUCAUCGGCAAGUGCUUGCGCGAGGCCUUCCCCGCCGUGCUGCACUUCGUCAAGUCCAACCGCGUGCCGCUGUCGCUCUUCUCCACCUCCUGCCUGGCCUUCGUGGUGUGGCAGACGCUGUCGUCCGCGCGCGACCUGCUGCUGGAGCAGUCGGCGGGGCCGGUGCUGGCCAUGAUGGGGCUGUCGGUGGGCAUGCACCUGGUCUACCUGCUCUUCAACUACCUGGUUGUGUGGUUCCUGCUGCGGCCGCCGCUCAAGGAGGCGGUGGCGGUGGUGAUCAUGGCCAGCCAGAAGAGCGCGCCCGUGGCCGUCACCGUCAUCGCCUACCUGGUCAAGAGCACGCAGCAGCAGGGGCUGCUGGCGCUGCCGGCGGUGGUGGGGCAGCUGGCGCAGAUCUUCAUCGGCUCGGGGCUGGCGGCCUGGCUGUCUGGCGUGGUGAAACGGAAUGACGCCCUGGAGAAGGCGAAGGCGGCGCUCGCGGCCGCAGAGGCCGAAGCCGCAGCGGCGGAGGCGUUGGAGGCGGGCACGGCACUGCCGCCGCCGGGCGACGGCGGCAGCAGCCCGGGCGCUCCGCCGGUGGCGGGCGGGCCGCCUGCCGCGGCACCUGCCGAUGGCGUGCCGGUAGAGGGUUUGCCAGUUGCGGCAGCACGUGCCGCCGUAGGGAUAGCAGCAGGGGUGGCGACUGCGGUGCCGCCAAAGGCUGCACUUGAGUCCGAAACCAGGGCAGCCGCAGCAGCGGCAGCGGCAGAGCCGAAGGCAGCAGGGAAGUGGUCCGGCUGCUGGCCUCGUGGCGGCGCCGCCACCUCGGCACCGGCAGAGGCAGUUGCAGCAUCAGCGGCGGCGGCGGCCGCGGCUCCUGCGCUGGCUGCGCUGACAGCACCAGCAGCGGCGGCAUUGACACAGCCGGCAGCAUGCGGCGAGGUGCAGCUGCCCACACACGCGCGUGGAGCUGGUGCUGGUAGGAGCGGGAGUGGGGGCGGGAGUGGGAGCGGUGGUGCCAGCAGGAGCGGAAGCGCAAGGGCGGGAAGCGCGCUGGCUGUGACUGCGGAUGCUGAUGCUGGCGUGGGUGGCGGCGCCAACGGGUCCGGGACCGUGACGGGUUCAGACAUGGAGUUUGCCGCUCUGGCAGCAAUAAGUGCAGUCCCGUCAGUGAAGGUCAAGUAGCUGCUGGUGCGGUCGGAGGGCAUCCGGGAAUGUGAUACCGGUGCUUACUUGGGAAGGUAGGAAGGGUAAGGCAGCCGAGCGUUAUUACACGUGCGGCACUGCAUCCGUGCACGUGGCUCCAUUGGCCGUGCUUCGCGCGCAUGCAUGCAUGUUGGCUGGUUAGGACGCAUGCAUUUUGCACACCUACGCGCAUGGAGUCGCGCAUGUUAUUUUAAUCGGUACAGAGACGGGGGAGGCCGUGGUCGGACUGGGGGAUGCCUCGUGUUGCAGGCGUAUGUGUUGCAGGCAGGUGGGCAGCGAAUGUGCGUUUUCGCGUGGGCACGUUUACACAUGAUCACUUUACUCAUGCAAGGAUUGGUUGGGCGUAGCCGCGGCGAAGGCGUCAUGGAUGCAGGCAGCGGCGGUAAGUUUUGUGCUCCCCAGGCAGGUGCCUUUCCUAGAGCCGUCAACGCACGAGGCACAAACUCAAGCAUGCCGCAGCGGAAGCCGAUGAACGUAUGUUUGGAAUAUCGUGUACAACGCACCAUAAAGGUUGCCGGGAAACAAGCAUUUGGUGGCGCGGAUGCAGAUGGGCCUUAGUCACAUCUCGGCGUAUGGGUAUCACGGCGUUGCACACUUUUUCUUUAUUUACUCUUUUCCAGCGCCACGUAUUAUAAAUUGCUAUUCCCUAUUGUAGAAAAAUAGGCGGCAGGGAAAACUCGGCUGGAGCGAGAAGCGACCUCGCGAGUCCAUGGACAUCUUGACUUUCGCGAGGUCGCGAGGUCGCAAGGAAAGCAGCCCUGUCACGCGGAUUCCACAAAGGAAGAGUUGCCAACUUCAAACUUUCCCCUUCGCACCCUUGUAGCCGUAGCACAGGCCAAACAAUUCUGAAGUCCGCCCAACCUUGCCCCUGUUAGGGGUGUGGGCCGGCUCCCACACCCCUAACGUUCAUAAUGGUUCAGAAAAAUAGCACCCGUAAGGUGUCGCUGCGAAGCGUUUGCAAGGACGAGGCAACGCUCGCAGCAAUUAGGUUCAAGGUAGAUUUUGUGGCCACGCCCCUUCCGGCGGUGCAGGGCCUGGAGACGGCGGUGGCGGCGGCGGUGGCACCGCGCCUACCGGCGGCAACAGCAGCGGCCACGGCGUUGGGCCCGGUGGUGGUGGCGGCACGGGCGGCCCUGGGCCCAGCGGCAGUGGCGGCGCGCAUGUUCGGAGCAGAGGGGGCGGGCAAGGCCACGUGGAGGAGGACAGCGCGGCGCCGCCUUCAAAGCGGCGCCGGCGCGCAGGUUGAGACCUGCCGGUGUUGUCUGGUUAGCGACCUGUGCUGACGAGGAUGGCGUAGCGGGCAGUCAGCUGCAGCGGCAGGGGUGUUUUCCUUGCUGUCUGGUUGGCCUGCUGCCUGCUGCACUAGUGCUUGAUAGCUGGGCGCGACUGGGCACAUAUGGCGGGCGGUGCCUGUACAAACCGACCCCGGCUAUGUCCGGGAGAUGAGGCUAGUAUCGGAACCUUCGGCCUCAGACGGAGGACGUGGCGUGGCGGCACAGCCCACUUUUCCCUUGCAAGGGAGAGCCACC